Lasiosphaeria miniovina is the source of this 1549-nucleotide messenger RNA. Its product is annotated as endo-1,3(4)-beta-glucanase-like protein. Gene Ontology annotation, molecular function: hydrolase activity, hydrolyzing O-glycosyl compounds. Gene Ontology annotation, biological process: glucan catabolic process. The coding region runs from base 370 to 1416 and encodes 348 amino acids. The transcript has a single exon. The record is from RefSeq and is a predicted model, not a curated record. NCBI's taxonomy places the organism in Eukaryota, Fungi, Ascomycota, Sordariomycetes, Sordariales, Lasiosphaeriaceae.
GUUGGCUACCCUGUCUUUUAACUUUUUUUCUGUGCUGGGGAUUGUUGUUUCAUCUCUUUGUUCCUAUUGUUCACAUCGUUCGCAUUGAUACCUUUUCUAUUGUCCCAUUGUUCCGAGUGGCCGUCUCUAGGCUUGAGGUUGCGCCGGUCGCUCCCCCAGACCUCCUUUUAUACGCUCUCACUCCCAACCUUGCUCGCCACUGCAGUGCUUAAGAUAUCUUGUUUCUUUUUUUCCCUCCAAUUCACUCCUUAACUCCUCCGAGGCUACAUCUCCAAAGCACAAUCUUGUCUCUCCCUGACCAUCGUUCCUUGUCGAUACUGAAACGCAAAGUAUCAAGAAAGAGUCAAAUACCCGCCACUCAAGCGCAAAAUGUUGUUCCCGGAAACGGUAUUCCGAGUUGGCACUGCGGCUCUUGCGGCCGGCGUUGUGGCCGAAGCCGCCUCGGACUAUGCCCUUGUCGAUGUAUUCGACAAGAGCAACUUCUUCAAGGAGUUCGAGUUCUUCGACGAAUCUGAUCCCACCAACGGCUUCGUCAAGUAUGUGGAUGCUCGGACAGCCAACGAUGACAGCCUUGCCGGCUACUACCAGGACUCCGUAUAUCUCGGAGUCGACCACACCAAGGCGACGACUACCGGACGCGAGUCCGUCCGCGUCGAGUCCAAAAAGUCAUACACCCAGGGCCUCUUCGUCGCCGAUAUCAGCCACAUGCCUGCUGGCGUUUCUGACGCCGGCUCCUGCGGACUCUGGCCCGCUUUUUGGAUGUUCGGGCCCGACUGGCCGAAUUCGGGCGAGAUUGAUAUUCUUGAAGGCGUGAACACGCAGUCAUCUAAUGCCAUCACGCUGCACACAGCCCCAGGCUGCCACAUGACCAACACUGGUUCCUUGGCCACCACAAAACUCCUCAGGACCGACUGCAACGGGCAGGAAGGCUGCAGUCAAAACACACAAGCCACCAACAACUAUGGUGCCGGCUUCAACGCCGCUGGUGGCGGUGUGUAUGUCGUCGAGUGGACUAGCACUGCAAUCAGUCUGUGGUUCUUUGGCCGCAACAGCUCCAUCGCCUCGGAACUCGCCAACAACAACAGCCAGGAGGCACCCGAUACCUCCGAGUUUGGCCAGCCGCUGGCCGUCUUCGUGGGCGGCGCUUCCGGCUCCGGCUGCGACAUCGACUCGCACUUCCAAAACCACAGCCUCGUCUUCGACACCACCUUUUGCGGCGACUGGGCCGGCAAAGUCUGGGCCCAGGACGACACGUGCUCGGCCCUUGCCCCCAGCUGCAGCGCCUACGUCGGCUCCAGCCCCAGCGCCUUCGCCAAUGCUUACUGGCUUGUCAAGUCGAUUAAGGUUUACCAGAAGCCCGCAGGCGCUAACGAGAAACGGUCCGAUACACGCCUCCCGCUGCCCUUCAUCGCCUAGAUGGCCCAGAGCCUUGGGUCUGGGCGGGACUUCCAUCUUGUUUACAGCUUUCCCCUUCUUCUUUUCGAUAUAGACUUAUAAACACCUUUUUUUCUUUUUGGGUAGGACUAGUAGGGCGAUUUGUUUACUUUCC